AUGGGAUGUGAUGGUCUUCAAAAAUUCUUGAGUGAGAUUCCAGUGGAAUGUUCGUCCAAUGCACAUUGUCUGGGCUGUCGUUACGGCGACAUGUGUUCAAACAUCGCAGAGUCCUUUAACUCUUGGAUCAAGGAAGCAAAACGUAUGCCUAUUGCAACACUUGUUAACUGGAUCAGACUUAAAAUUAUGGAACAGAUGAGUACAAGGAAGAGCAAGGGGGCGACGUAUAAAGGAUUCAUUUGUCUCAGGCUAGAGAAAAAAGUGUUGGCUUCCAUUCGUGCUGGUGUCCAGUGGAGAAUAACCAAGUCUGGUGACAUGGAGUGGGAAGUUUUUGAUGGAAAGCACACGCAUGCUGUUAAUAUUGCGAAGUUUCAGUGCAGCUGUAGGGUUUGGUUUACUGAGCAGUUCCCUUGUGAUCACGCUAUUGCGUGUAUGCAUUCAAAUAACAUCAAUGUUUACGAGUACAUUAAUCUGUAUUUCAGCAUUGCUAGCUUUCGUGCUUCGUAUGAUCGUCCUAUCAAGCCCAUUCCUGAUUAUGAAAAGCCUACUGAUGUUUCUACUGGAGAUCUCGUGAACCCACCAACUGUCGUAGGAAAAAAACAUGGUAGGCCGAAGAAGAAGCGGAUUCCUAACACAGGUAGUGCAAGUUUCAAGAGACCAAUUACGUGCGGUAACUGCCAUACUCAGGCACAUCAUAACAAGACGACGUGUCCUCAUCCUCCUGCGAAAAAGUAA
Papaver somniferum (opium poppy) is the source of this 735-nucleotide messenger RNA. RefSeq lists its product as uncharacterized. Gene Ontology annotation, molecular function: zinc ion binding. Lineage: Eukaryota; Viridiplantae; Streptophyta; Magnoliopsida; Ranunculales; Papaveraceae. The record is from RefSeq and is a predicted model, not a curated record. The transcript has a single exon. Bases 1 to 735 code for a protein of 244 amino acids.